AUGGUGGAGCUUGACGACGCUGGCCUCCUCUCGGUCGCGUCGCCCCUCGACUUCGGCGCCAUAGUCGUGCGUGGCCCUGCGUGGGACCGCGACGAUGCCGACGGUGGCUCUGGCAAGAAGGGUGAGAUCCAUGUCCCUGGCAAGCAAGUGUUGUACACGUGGAUGACCACCGUCCUGUGCGGCAGCGCGGGCGGCCGUGCUUGCCCCCAGGGCUUCUUCAACGGCGGCUGGUGGAUCGAUCGCAGUUGCUGGGCGAUCUUCGCGGAGUACGACAACGAGGGGUCCUUCUAUCGCUGCGGCGACGAGGGGAAGUGGGACCUGGCGAAGAUCGCUGGCAUGCGCACGCUCGGCGACACGGAGCGCAUCCUCUCGGUGGUCCAGGUGCGCGACGUGUGCUGCCAGCUCUUGCGCGAGCACGAGUUCGACUUCAAGCUGGCGUUCCAGCAGGGGAAGUCGGUCAGCGCCGAGACGCUGGUCGCCUUGAAGUUGCAGGUCGGCCAGUGGGCGGAGGCCAGCAUCGAGGCCAUCAUGAAGGAGCACGCGCAGUCCGUGAUCAACAGUGGCCCGUUGUCCUUCAGCUUGUCGGGGAUAAACCCGUCGCAGGGCCUCGAGGGCAGCGUGGACCUGCCCAAGAAGAAGCGCCUGCUGGGCAGGAACAGCAGCGCGGGCGAGAAGGGUGUCAAGCUGCUGCAGCCCAAAGUGCAGCCCGCCGGGGCGGUGCAGGCGGAACGCCGGGAAGAGGGCGCGGUGCACCUGGCCACGUACAAGUCGUACUUCAUGGCCGUAGGGCCGUGGACACUGGUGGUGCUCUGCGUGGCCCUGAGCGGCAUCAUGUUCUUCCAGAACUGCUGCAACCUCUGGAUCGCCUACUGGACGACCGAGGACAAGUCGAAAGCCCUGAUGCACAGCUGGGUGACGCUCUUCCUGGGCCACGAGCCCUCGGCGGCAGGCACGUUCCUGGGCGUCUACGGGUUCCCGAGGAAGACCCGUUCCGCGAGUACGAGAUGUACGCCACUGUCGCAGGUGGUCCUCUUCACCGUGUCCAACUUCGCCGGGCACGGCAUCGAGAUCGUUGGCGGCGUGAACGCCUCGUGGAAGAUCUUCCAAGACGCCCUCACCGGGACCAUGCGGCGCCCUUUCCGCUGGUGGGACGCCAACCCGCCCGGCCGCGUGCUGAACCGCUUCUCCGAAGACGUCAACGUCAUGGACAACGCGAUCACCAACAUCCUGGGCGUCAUAUUCGGAGCGGUGCUGUAUUUUGUCAGCCACCUCAUCGUCCUCUCGCUGGCCAACCCCUACUCCCUCCUGCUCCUGCCCUUCAUCGGCUGCGGCCUGGAGUACUUCGCGAAGUACUACCGCACCACGGUGCGCGAGG
Molecule: messenger RNA, 1375 nt
Organism: Prorocentrum cordatum
Lineage: Eukaryota; Dinophyceae; Prorocentrales; Prorocentraceae
Source: the annotation of a GenBank genome assembly